CCUAAGCUUGAGCACACACCUGCUACGGGCAAGCAUGACAACCCUCGCCGUUGUGUCAGGUGAACAUGCCGCGGCCAACGCUGCUGAGUCGGGCUCCAAGAACACGUUUAAUGUCGGGACCCGAAAGUCCAAACUCGCCCUGGUACAGACAGAUCUAGUCGUCCAGGCGUUGGCGGCCGCCUGUCCCGAGUAUGUCUACGCCAUCAAGGCGCGGGAUACUGCAGCAGGCGACAUUGACAAAAUCACGCCCUUCAAGGACAUGCCCGUGAAGAACAUUUGGACUCACGAGUUGGAGACUCUCAUGAUCGAGGGACAACUGGACUUUCUAGUUCACUCGCUCAAAGAUGUUCCCACUCUGUUACCUCCAGGAUGCGAGGUUGGCGCGGUUCUGGCGCGAGAAGACCCAAGAGACGCUUUCGUCGUCAAAGCUGGAAGACCUGCAUGUAAAAUAGAGGAUCUUCCUGCUGGGUCUGUUAUAGGGACUUCGUCCAUCCGACGGACUGCGCAAAUCGCACUCAAAUAUCCACAUUUACGAGUGGUCGACGUCAGAGGCAACGUGGGCACUCGCCUAGCGAAGCUCGACGCUGAGGAUGGACCCUUUGAUGCUUUAAUUCUCGCCGCCGCCGGACUUAUUCGCCUUGAACUUGGUGGUCGGAUCACUCAAUACCUGGACUCCAAAAAUGGUGGAAUGCUUUAUGCGGUUGGCCAGGGCGCCAUUGGCAUUGAGAACAGGUUGUCCGACGACCGAGUGCAGGGGAUGUUGAACCUAAUCGACCACCAGCAGACUCACCUCGCGACAGCCAGCGAACGAAGCCUCUUGAGGACACUGGAAGGAGGAUGCAGCGCUCCACUGGGGGUGGAGACGGCAUGGAUCAAGAAGGAAGACGGUGGCUCGCUUCUUCAACUGAAAGCAAUCGUGGUCAGCACAGAUGGCAAAGAAAAGGCCGAAAUUGACAUGACAGAAAAGGUCCAGAGCCGGAAUGACGCAGAUACAUUUGGGAUCAAUGCUGCGGCGGAACUUCUUCGCAGGGGUGCAGACAAAAUUCUCGCAGAUAUCAAAGCGAAGCGGCCUACCACCGUCGCAGACCUUCAAGAGACGUGAAAGCAGGUAUUCAGGAACAGAUCUGGGCUCAUUCGCUGCGCACCACUGCUUCUGCUUUGAGUGAUGAGCGACACAUGGAAGAGCUGGAAUUGAAACUAUGAUUUACCGGCCCCAGAAUCCGGUCUACGGCAAAUACCGAAUAGGAGCAUUGAAGCCAGUCAAAUUAUCCCCGGUUCAACGUGUUUCCAGCUCCUUUCGGAUUGGCCUCAACAAAUUCGUCCCACUCUCGUGCCUUCAUCGUGGCAGCGUCAACUUGCUCCAUAUUAUCCUCAUCGGGCUCGGGCUGAGGCGCAUUGGCGUUUCCUCCACCGUCGAUAAUGCCACCUCUCCGCCGCUCUUCCUCGAGGUACUCGUCGAUGCUCAUUGUUGGGAGGUUGUGGCCUGGCCUAAAUACGCCCUGGCGCAAUUGGGUCCUCUUGUCUGUUAUGGUGAAUGGCUGGAGAGGUUUUCCACUUGUGCUCAGUAAAGGCCCUCCUCUCUUUCCCAGGCCUGCCAUUGUGGCGGGACCAUCUAAACGUUCCGAAUAAGAAUCUGGUCUCCCCGGAACUCUCUGGUCUGAAGGUGGUGACCCUUGCCUGGCUGGCUCAGCGUGCCGCAUUUGAGACAAAAUCUCCAAUUCCUGUGUUAUCAUGUCCAGAGAGGAGAACGCCUUGUUGACUAAGAAAGCGAUUUCGGCUAGAUACAGGCUCCGAAUAGUCUCGUCGUCGACAUUUGAUUUGUUCGAUUCGUCUCUCAGAUACUGUUUUGUUAGUGCACCUCGUGACUUGAUGGCGAUAGACGGGCACAAACCUGGAGUCUCUGCUUCAAAGAUUUUUCUUCCUGGAAGCGAGAAAUCUUAAUCCUACGUUUCUCCUCGGGGCUGUUGGAGGAGACU
Messenger RNA from Cladophialophora immunda, 1976 nucleotides. Its product is annotated as porphobilinogen deaminase. Gene Ontology annotation, molecular function: hydroxymethylbilane synthase activity. Lineage: Eukaryota; Fungi; Ascomycota; Eurotiomycetes; Chaetothyriales; Herpotrichiellaceae. The record is from RefSeq and is a predicted model, not a curated record. Gene Ontology annotation, biological process: heme biosynthetic process. Bases 35 to 1102 code for a protein of 355 amino acids. Gene Ontology annotation, cellular component: cytoplasm. The transcript is spliced from 2 exons.